AAAGGUUGACUCCAAUUUCUCCUCCCUUCCUCCAUCGAAAGAGAGGGGAAGCCUGCACCGACGUCAUCACCCCCGCCGACUACAACCCCCUCCCCUCCCCUCGCCGCGGUCGCCCACCGCCGCCCCCGCGCCGCGCCAGUCGCGGAGCGAAUCGGCCGCCGGAACCCUCCGCCCUGCACCAUUCGAUGCGCCGCGCUAGGUCGAGUUACACAGAGCGAGGUUAAUUAGCAGAGGAGCCUAGCCCUAAUCCCCCAUGGCGGGGAGCUUCCGCGAGGGCGCCGGGCCAGGGGACGCUCCCCCGCCCACGCCCACCCCGUCGCUGGCGCAGUACCUCUUGCCGGACCCGCUCACCUGGGGGACCGACCCCAAGCAGCAGCACUGGCGCCACGCUGAGCUCAGGAGGGCGCUCGCCGCCGAGGACCAGACCGAUGACCUCAGGCGGAUCCGCGCCAGCGUCGCCGACUCCACGGGCAAAGCCAAGGACAAGGUCAAGUCGCUGCAGGAGGCCAUCCAGAAGCUCGACAGGUACAAGAACAUUGUCACCCGCAAGCGGCAAAGAAGCGAAUCGGGCCUCGAGAAGCUCGGGGCCGGCUCAUCCGGUGCGCUGAGGAUGGGAGCUCAGAACAACCCUACGGUCAUGAGCAAGCGCGUGCGCUCGUCGCUGGCGGAUGGCCGGGUGGAAGGGCGCAGUAUUGUUCCUACAAGACAAGGUCCUUUGGUUAGUAAUGAGAAAAGUUCACCUGUGGAGAAGGAAAAGAGCUGUGCAAGAGCAUCUGGUACAGUAUCAGGCCUUUCUGAAGACAAAUUGCGGGGCUUAUCUGGAGGUGAAGGGUGGGAGAAAAAGAUGAGGCGCAAGCGCUCUGUUGGUACUAUGCUCAACAGAGGCAAUGAUGCUGAUCGAGAUGUCAAGCUUGUGGGUCAACAUAGACCAACCAACGAAGCGCGUCCACGAUCUAGCGAUGGUCUUGCAAAUAGGCAUGGAGCUUCUGCUGGACCAUUAGCAGGUAACAAGUUGGAUAGCAGUUCUCAGCAGAAUAACAUUGUAUCCCGCAGGACAGAUGUGGACUACACCACUCAAGCAAAUGAAAGAAGGGAACGGCAUGCUGGAAUGGAAAAAGAAAGGACUAUAGUAAAAGGAAACAAGGUACAUACUUCUGAGGAUAUGCAAAAUGGAAGCUUAAGUCCCUUGCCCAAGGCUAAAGCAUGCAGGGCACCAAGAACCAGUUCACUUGUUAUGAAUUCAUCUUCUAGUUUCCAACGUUCAACUGGAGGAAGUGAUGACUGGGAAGAAACACCUUACACGAAUAAAGCCUCACCUUUGGGAGGGAUGGCAAACCGCAAACGUUCCACACAUUCAAAUGCUUCCUCACCUCCUAUUGCUUGGGUUGGCCAACGCCCACAGAAAAUCUCGCGGACAAGAAGAGCAAAUGUUGUUUCUCCAGUAUCAAAUUUUGAUGAAGUCUUAUCUGAAGGAUCACCACUUGAUACUGCUGCCAGAUCAGCACCUGUUGAGUCUGGCAAUGUCUUGCUUACAAAAAAUACACCAACAGUUACCAAAAUGGAUAACAUCUCAUCUCCCGCUGGGUUGUCAGAAAGUGAGGGAUCGGCUGCUACAGAAAGCAAGGCCAAGGAGAAAGCUACGCGUAGUGGUGAAGUGAGGAACGAGGGUGCAAAUGCAGCCCAUAAUGCAUUGGGGUUAGUAUUUUCAUCAAAUAAAAAUAGGAUUCCUUUGAAAGAAGAACUUGAAGAUGGUGGUGUUCGCCGUCAAGGGAGGAGUGGAAGGGGUACUAUGCAUGUUAAAGGGUGUUCUUCCAUAUCAAAAGAAAAAGGUGGAAGGCCUGGAACUGAAAAGAAUGACAGUAAGGUGGGUCGGCCCCCAAUGAAGAAAGGCUCUGACCACAAAGCUUCAUCCUGGCACUCGCAGGCUCUGAAUUGUGAGCCUAUGGAUGUAACAGUUGAGCCAGAAGAUGACCAUGAGGAACUUUUAGCUGCUGUAAAUGCUGCUCGCAAUGCUAUCGUUGGUGCAUAUUCUGGUCCUUUUUGGAAGAAAAUGGAACCCAUGCUAACUUUUAUAAGCUCUGAAAAUUUCUCUUUCUUGAAAAACCAGAUUAACCUUGCUGAAGAGCUUGAGAUGAGCAUGUCCUGCAUGUCGGAUGGUGAACGCAAUGUGAUAGCAUCCAGUGAUUACAGAAGGCUGCAAAAGAUGGAGGAGAAUUCAUCUCAGGUGCUGGCUCCAUCUAAUUUUUCUCUCUCAUCUGAGCAAAGCAAAACCAAUGGAGUUGUGACAAAAGGAUCUAUUGACUGUUUUUCUCCUAGUGAGGACAACCGCAGCAUUGGACAACAAAAAGUGGAAACUGAUAAAUGGUUCAAUGAAAUGGUCCCAAUGACACACAGACUCCUUUCAGCUUUAAUUAUGGAAGAUGACUUAUCUGAUUCGAAUAGUGUGCAAAGAGAUAUACUUGUUGAAUUUCCAAAUAGCCACAUUCCUUACACUGUCAGCAGAUACUUAGAAAAUGAACUUCAAGCUAGUGCAGUAACAUCGAAUUUUGGGUUGAGUGUAGAUUUCACACACUCAAACAAUAAUUCAGUACACCAGAGCCUUUGCAAUGGAUUUACAGCUUCCAGCAAUUUCAUCAUUUCAGAUAGUGAAAAUACGGGUCAUAGUGACAAUUUAUCAGAUGGAGUCAAUCUUACUGUGUACGCAGAAAGUGGCCCUUGGCAUGACUUUGUACCACAGAUUUCACGUCAAGGUCAAAAUCCAGGAAAAAGUUUCCCUUUGUCUCCAUAUGACUACCAACACGGGCAGAUGUCUGUGGAUGAUAAGAUUUUGAUUGAGCUCCAGAGCAUUGGCAUUUGUCCCGAGACAGUGCCAAAGCUAGAUGACGGAGAGGAAGGGGACAUUAAUAAAAUGAUUUCAGAGUUGAGGAAAAGGCUGCAUGAUCAGGUGACGCAAAAGAAAUGCAGGUUACAUAAGUUAGAUAAAGCAAUUCAAGAUACUAAAGAUAUCGAGGAGAGGAGCUUAGAGCAACAUGCAAUGAACAAACUGGUAGAAAGCGCAUACAGAAAACUUAAGGGUGGGCGCUCUAGUCACAAGGCUGGUGUCAGUAAGUCAGCCAAUAAAGCUGCAAAACAGCUCGCUUUGGCUUUUGGCAAGCGUACUCUUGCUCGAUGCCAGAAAUUUGAUGAAAUAGGGAAAAGCUGUUUCAGUGAGCCUUCUCUUUGGAGUGUGCUAUCUGCACCCUUGUCAAGCAGUGAUGCAAAAACCACGGAAGGUAAUACAUGUUCAACUGUUGGUGUAGAGAGGCUGAAGCAACAAAAGCUUGAUAGAACUCCAUAUGAUCAAGGUGGCACAAAAUGGAAAAAGAGUGACAGGGAAAGGGGUCACAACAGAGAUGCAUCUGCCAAGGGUUCUUGUUUAAAAUCAGGGCGUCAUUCAUCAGGCAGCGGGAGGAGUGGUGAACGUAAAAACAAGACCAAGCCAAAGCAAAAGCUGGCGCAGCUAUCAACUUCUGGAAAUGUGCUUGGUAGAGUAGUGGAGCCAUUUGCAGUACCGGCAGUGCAAGAGCCCCCUGAACCUCCUUCAAGUGCGAGAAAAACCCAACAUCCAACAAGAAAUACUUCCAGCAAUGCUGCCCAGAGAUCUACUGAUGCUGCCCUGCCGACCUUGCCUGGAUUAGAUGACAUAUUAGAUGUUCCAGGAGGGCUUGGUGGGCAGGGCAAUGAUAUCAGUUCCUGGUUUACUGAUGGCAUCGAUGACUCAUUACAAGAUAUGGAUCUUUCGGGGGCUCUAGAGAUCCCAGACGAUGACCUUACUCAGCUGGGAUUUAUAUAGGGAAAGACAAACCAAUUUGUUUAUCUUGUGCAUAUGUUGGGAUGUUGUCAUGUUUUGCUUAUUACCCGAUGGUAAAGCUAAUCGAUUAAUCUUCUCUGCCACAAAUCUGGUAGGGCGGAGGUUGUAAUUUGUAAUUAGGCUGGUCGAUUUGUCUCCUGAAUCUGUUGGCAGUUGCCAAUCAAAUUAUUGCUGAUUGGGUA
This is a messenger RNA of Phragmites australis (common reed), 4032 nucleotides long. RefSeq lists its product as uncharacterized. Lineage: Eukaryota; Viridiplantae; Streptophyta; Magnoliopsida; Poales; Poaceae. The transcript has 16 exons. The coding region runs from base 254 to 3832 and encodes 1192 amino acids. The record is from RefSeq and is a predicted model, not a curated record.